Molecule: messenger RNA, 1698 nt
Organism: Chanos chanos (milkfish)
Lineage: Eukaryota; Metazoa; Chordata; Actinopteri; Gonorynchiformes; Chanidae
Gene: ftr84
Product: finTRIM family, member 84
Exons: 8
Coding region: 1-1698 (565 amino acids)
Molecular function (GO): zinc ion binding; protein binding
Source: RefSeq, a predicted model, not a curated record
AUGGAUGACUAUCAGGACACCUACACCUGUCCAUUGUGCGUUGACGGUAUACGGGAUCCUGUCACCAUUCCCUGUGGAGACACAUUUUGCCUAGAAUGCAUCAAGAUCUACUGGGACCAGUCCGAUCACACUGGCAUUUACAGCUGUCCCCAGUGUCGUGCCACUUUUACUCCGCGUCCGGUCCUGCGCCGAAAUACACCCAACGUGGGCAGCCUGGAGCCACGCACACUGCCCGAGCUCACCCCUUUCCCGUACCUCAGACGUGACGUGCUGUGUGACUUCUGCACGGGUCGGCGUAACCGCGCCGUAAAGUCCUGUUUAAUGUGUCUGGCCUACUACUGCGAGACGCACAUCAAACCGCACUAUGAGUCAGCCACUUUCAAACGGCACAAGCUGGUGGACGAGACGGGGCACCUGGACAGAAAGAUCUGCCCACAGCAUGAGAAAGGUCUGGAGCUCUUCUGUCGCUCCGAUCAGAUGUGCAUCUGCGUUCUGUGCACUGUGAGGGAACAUCGCAGCCACAACAUUGUCAGUUCUGAAGAAGAGCGCACAGAGAAACAGAAAGUCUUGGUUGUGACACAGUCAGAGAUUCAGCAUAUCAUUCAGGAGAGGAUGAAGGAGCUGCAGGAGCUCAGGCACAAUGUAGAUGUUCUCAAGGGUAAUGCUCACAGGGCCCAGGCGGACAGCGAUAAAAUCUUCACAGAGAUGCAGCAGGCCGUGGAACGCUGGCAUGCGGAGAUCAGCCAACUCAUUCAAGCAAAUCUGCAGUCAGCUAUGGCGCAGGCUCAGGGAUACGUGGAGCGGCUGGAGCAGGAGAUAAUGGAGCUCCAGCGUAGAGAUGCUGAACUGCGUCAGAUACUGGACACAGAGGAUAACAUCCACUUCCUGCAGAAUUUCCCCACCUUGUCUGUGGCCCCAGAGCCCAUGGUACCCAAAGUCCUGAUCAACCCGGAGUUCUCUUUUGGAGAGGUGACCAAGACAGUCACAGACAUGAAAGAACAUCUCGAUGACAUCUGUAAGAAAGAGCUGGGAAAUAUCUCCAAGAGAGUUAAUGACACACCGGUCUAUGUCCUGAUCCCAAGGACUGGGCGACUGAAAGGUUCCAUGAGAGUGGAUUUUCAGGAGCCUAAAAGCAGAGCAGAUUUCCUUCGAUACGCUUGCAGACUAACUUUUGACCCCAACACAGCCUUUAAAGAGCUGGUUCUGUCAGAUGGUAAUCGUAGGGUGACCCGAAAGAGAACCGUCCAGUACUAUGCAGAUAACCCAGAACGCUUCGACGGUUUCUGCCAGAUCCUGUGCGUGGAACCUCUGGAUGGAUUCCGUCACUACUGGGAGGCUGAGUGGACUGGGGAGUUCUCCAUUGGAGUGGCAUACAGAAGCAUCAGCCGCAAAGGCAAGAACUCCAACAGCCUGCUUGGUUACAACGACAAGUCCUGGAGUCUGCUCUGCUCAGACUCCGGCCACUCUGCCUGGCACAACAAAAUGGAUAAAGACCUUCCUGGGGUUGUCCGUGCCACAAGGAUCGGCGUGUAUCUGGACUACGCUGGAAACUCAGUGUCAUUCUACGCGGUUUCUGAAACCAUGGAGCUCGUCCACAAGUUCCAGGCGAAGUUCUCAGAGCCUCUGUAUGCAGGGUUUGGAGUGGGAUCAUCAGUUACACUGUGCACGGUGGAGAAGAACACGCGCACUUAUCGCUAA